Molecule: messenger RNA, 807 nt
Organism: Pochonia chlamydosporia 170
Lineage: Eukaryota; Fungi; Ascomycota; Sordariomycetes; Hypocreales; Clavicipitaceae
Product: presequence translocated-associated motor subunit pam17
Exons: 2
Coding region: 1-807 (268 amino acids)
Biological process (GO): protein import into mitochondrial matrix
Cellular component (GO): PAM complex, Tim23 associated import motor
Source: RefSeq, a predicted model, not a curated record
AUGUCUUCGUCCUUUAAAACUCUGGCUCUGCGCCUGCCCAGAGUAGCUCCCGCCCAGUCCCAAUCCGUCGUCAUCCGAUGCUGCUCGAAAGCUUCCUUGUCGACCACCGCUCGGCGCGCUUGCCUCACAAAGGGUUCUUCUCUGCGACAGAAUAGCCCUGCCAUUUCCAUGAAAUCAUGCAGCAGCAAUUUUGCAACAAGCAGCAAAUCCAUGCUUCGAUUGGUUCCCAAAGCCCGCGCGACCUCACCGAUGACGAUUGCCUCACAAGCACGAUGCUUCGCCAGUGUCACCUCUUCACUAUCUAGCUCCGCAGCCGCCUCUGCCUCGUCUGCCGCCGCCUCAUCCAAGUCCACACUCGACUGGGACUCUUUCUUCAAGCUGCGACUUCGCCGCCGACGUAUCCAGCUGUUCUUCUCUGUGACAUCGGGUGUGCUUGGUGGUGCUGGCGGUGCUAUUCUCCUUUCUACGGGUCUCGCGGAGCCUCUGGUUAUGCAGAUUCCUUUGGACCCAUUCGUCACCCUGGGUCUAAUGACGCUGGCGUGUGCUGCGAUGGGAUGGCUCGUUGGUCCUAGCAUUGGCAACCAGGUGUUCUACCUGAUGAAUCACCGGCUCAAGGCUCAGAUGAUGAGCAAGGAGACAGAGUUUUUCGCGAGAGUGAAGAAGAACCGAGUUGACCCUACCAACUCUAGUGCCGGUAACCCAGUUCCCGACUUCUAUGGCGAGAAAAUUCAAAGUGUUUCUGGAUACCGGCAAUGGCUCAAGGACCAGCGAGCAUUCAACAAGAAGAAGACCAGGGCGUUUGUGUAA